Molecule: messenger RNA, 1496 nt
Organism: Pimephales promelas (fathead minnow)
Lineage: Eukaryota; Metazoa; Chordata; Actinopteri; Cypriniformes; Leuciscidae
Gene: thnsl2
Product: threonine synthase-like 2
Biological process (GO): 2-oxobutyrate biosynthetic process; dephosphorylation
Molecular function (GO): pyridoxal phosphate binding
Source: RefSeq, a predicted model, not a curated record
GCUGCAGUCAGUCAGAGUUACUGUAGACUCGAACACCUCAGGAUGCGCUACAGCAGCACACGUGCCGGCGCUCGCGGCCGCAGCUUCAGAGACGCGCUGUUCUCCGGAUACGCUCCCGACGGAGGGAUGUUCAUGCCGGAGAACAUCCCGAUGCUGAGCGCUGAGACCCUGAGCACCUGGAGGAGCCUGUCCUAUCAGCAGCUCCUGUGUGAGAUCUGCAGUCUCUACAUCCCUGAGCAGGAGAUCCCCAGAACACACCUGCAGGAGCUCAUUGCACGAGCGCUGUCGAGCUUCUCCGUCCCGGAUGCGGUGCGACUGGUUCAUCUGAAGGAUUCUCUCUCCAUCCUGGAACUGUUCCAUGGAGAGACUCUGGCGUUUAAGGAUCUGGCCAUGACCUGCACCGCUCAGUUCCUGCAGUACUUCUUACGCAGAGACGGCCAACGGGCCACAAUACUUGUAGGAACGUCCGGCGACACGGGCGGCUCGGCCAUCAGAAGCGUGCUGGGUCUCAGUGAAGUGGACAUCGUGGUGGUGUUUCCCCGCGGACGGGUCACCAGAGUCCAGGAGCUCCAGAUGACCACCAGCGCCGCAGACAACGUCCAUGUGUUCGCAGCGGACGGGACGUCUGACGACAUUGACGUGGCUCUGAGGAAGCUCUUUGCGGACCCAGAGCUGGUUCGACGGCACGGCCUCAUGAGCCUGAACUCUGUGAACUGGAGCCGGAUCCUGGUUCAGACGGCUCACUUUCUGUUCGCGUUCCUUCGGCUCAGUGGUGGAGACGGAGAAGACUCGCGGGCCGAGCUGGAGGUGCUGGUGCCCACAGGAGGAGCCGGGAACAUCACCGCGGGAUUCAUCAUGAAGCUGAUGGGAAUCCCUCUCCGGCUCGUUGCCAUGGUGAACUCCAAUGACAUCGUCCACCGCGCCGUCCAGAGUGCAGACUUCUCAAUGGCAGACGCCGUCCAGCAAACCCUGGCUCCGGCCAUCGACAUCCAGGACCCGUAUAACAUGGAGCGUGUGUUCUGGCUGCUGUCGGGUAGAGAUGGUGCGCUGGUGAAGAGUUUGAUGGAGGAGUUUCAGCAGACGCACACACUCACUCUCCCGGCGUCGCUCCAUCAGCAGUUGUGUGAAGUGUUGUCGUCGGGGUCGGUGUCUGAUGACGGGAUCCUGGAGACGAUGAGGAGAUGCUGGCAGGAGAAUCACUAUCUCCUCUGUCCUCACACCGCUGUGGGCGUGUGGAGACACUAUCACUGUCCCAUCAUCACACCGGGACAACACAGAUGUUGCAUAGCGACCGCAUCACCGGCCAAGUUUCAGGAGGCCGUGCACCAGGCCGGGUUGACCCUUGACCUCCCUGAAGCAGUGCUAGCGCUAGACGCGCUGGAGUCGCGGUACGAGGUUCUGGAGCGAUCGGACGACUGGGAGUCGAGACUGAGACGCCACAUCGAGUCCAUCGGAGACCGGAGGAAGUGAAGCAGAUCUGCACACACACACACACA